Nicotiana tabacum (common tobacco) is the source of this 1399-nucleotide messenger RNA. RefSeq lists its product as uncharacterized. The record is from RefSeq and is a predicted model, not a curated record. NCBI's taxonomy places the organism in Eukaryota, Viridiplantae, Streptophyta, Magnoliopsida, Solanales, Solanaceae.
ACGUCUGAUUAAAACAUAAAUAGCGUUUACAAAAUCGGAGUAUUGUUUAUUCCACACUUGACUGGCACUCUAUAAAAAUGGCAGGACUUAUUCUUUUGAAACGGUUCCAUUGAUGCAAUAAAUCCAAAUUCCUCGGUCUUUUUCUCUUCUCUUUAGUAAUAAGCCAAAGCGUCAUUCCCCUAGCUUCCUUUUACUUCCACCGUUCUUCUCUCCCUCUACUCAUUUUUCCUUUCAAAUUUUUCCAAAACAAAAUCAGUGAACUUUUCUAUCUUUGAAAAAAGCUUGUAUUCAAAUGGAUGCUUUCGAUUUUGGUAGUGAGAAAAUGGAAAACAGAGUGAUUCUGAUAUUCCACAGUUUCAAAAGCGUUGCGAAGCUUUUUCGCAUCGUUGAAUUCUGUGUUGGAGUUUUUGUGCUCUUAUGGAGUUCUACUCGGUUGCCUUUUGCUGUCAAAAUCUCCGGCGAGUAUUUCCGGCAACUAAUCUCCAUAAUACUUAGCCCUCUCUUCAUUUUCCUUAUUUGCAACGUCAUCGUCCUCACUCUCCUUUUCAAGUCCGGCCGACUCUUCGGAGAUUCCUCCUCAACUCUCUGUGCUAGCGCCGAAGCUGAACUCUACGACUCAUUCGUCGAAAAGGAAGAGUGCUCCGGCAAUUUCACCUCCAGUAACUUGUCUUCGCCGCCGGAACCGGAAGAGAUUAUCUACCAAGACAAACAGACUGUAUUGGAAGUGAAUACUCGGACGAUUUUUGAACCCGAAGAAACAAAAAGGGUCACGGAGAAGGCAUUUUAUUCACAAGUUCCACGGAGAACUAAAUCGGAGAAGUUUGAAAGAGGAAGUUAUGAUAAGGAAAUAAGCGGAAAUAAGCUUCGUAGAUCGGAGACGGAGAGGUGCCGGAAAAUCGAUAAUUCCGGUGAUCCGUCGGAAACGGUGUAUCCAGUGGAUGAAUUAAGCAAUGAGGAGUUUCAGAAAGCCAUUGAGGAUUUCAUUGCUAAGCAAAUCAAAUUUCAUCAGGAAGAGAAGUUGGCUAUUGUUCUUCAUAGCCAACCAUAAUAAGUACUUUUCGUAUUUACUGUAUUGUCUAAUAAAAUAAAAAUAAAAAUAAAAAUAAAAAUUAGAGAACAUAAAGUUAGGGUUAAUGUACAGAGUAUAAUGAAUAAUAGGAGUCGUAAAUCUGUAGGGGAGAGUGAUUGAUCUGAGCCGUUGAUAUUUGCAGUGGAUAAGAAGAUUCAGAAAUUCCCUGAACGCGUAGUGCUCGCUGUUUUUCCAGAGUGAGCUAUGGUUGUUCGGCUCGGAAUUUAGAAGUGUGUUUUAAUUUUCCAUCUUUGUAUUAAAAUUAAUUAAUUAAGAUGGAAAAAGGGGGGAAUGUAUUCUCAUAUUCCCACUUUAGUUAUUCUUCUCCAA